Molecule: messenger RNA, 1378 nt
Organism: Carlito syrichta (Philippine tarsier)
Lineage: Eukaryota; Metazoa; Chordata; Mammalia; Primates; Tarsiidae
Gene: SFXN4
Product: sideroflexin 4
Exons: 14
Coding region: 1-1041 (346 amino acids)
Biological process (GO): mitochondrial transmembrane transport; monoatomic ion transport
Cellular component (GO): mitochondrial inner membrane
Molecular function (GO): monoatomic ion transmembrane transporter activity
Source: RefSeq, a predicted model, not a curated record
AUGCCCACGGCUGAGGCGCGGCGGGAGCGCAGGGCAAGGCUGUGGAGGACCCUGCCCCCGCACAGGGCCUUCGCAGUGGGUCCCGUGAGGCGGGUACCGAUAGGGGACCCCUCGGGGCCUGGAGGCGACCCGGCUCCCUCCUUUAUUCGACGAUUAUUUCAGUGGACAGAAUUAUUAGAUCCUACAAAUUUGAUCAUUUCAGCUGAAAAUAUCGAAAAAUCGAGGCAGCUAUUGUUCACAAAUGAAGAUGCAUUCAGACUUGCCUGGGAGGACCAAGGGAUACAAGAAGCUUGGAAGCACAGUCUUUCAUCGGUGCAUCCUGACAGCAGCAAACCGAUCCCCACGCUUUUUCGACCUGCAGCGUUCCUGCCUUUCACAGUGCCCUCGGUGUUUGUGUCGAUGAUUCCAGCAAAACGGAUAAAAUAUGUGAUUUUACCUCAGGUUUCUUUAUAUGCUUACACUACAGUGUUCAACAUUAUCAAUGGAAAUGCAAGUUACAGUCAUCGUCCACAUGAGAGUGUAUUACUAGGGGCAGGAGUAAUUGCUUCUUCAACCUUCUGUGGAUUAAUCCCUUAUUUGGUCCAAAUGAAGUAUUCCUUGGAUAACCCUUUGAUCAAAAGAGCCUUACCUAUCUUCUUCCUCGCCCAAAUCAGUGGAAUGAAUGUCUUUGCAUCCCGAAGUUUUGAGCCUGUUCGAGGGAUUGAAGUUAUGGACAAGGAAGGCAAUGUCAUAGGCCAUUCCAGAAGAGCUGGGAGAAAGGCUGUUAGAGAAACUGCAGUGUCCAGGGCAGUGCUGUUUGGGACCUCAGCUCUUAUUCCUGAAGUCUUCGCCUACUUUUUUAAAAGGACCCAGUUCUUCCUGCAACAUCCGCGGUUGUUGUGGACUCUAAAACUGUCUUGCACAACCCUGGUCAUGGGCCUGAUGGUGCCAGUUUCCUUCAGUAUGUUUCCACAAAUUGGACGGAUACGGUGCAGGAAGCUUGAAGAGGAAAUUCGGUCUGCAACAGAAGAAGCAGAACUCUUUUAUAACAGAGGGGUAUAGGGGCGAGUUUCAGGUGAAUUUGUCAGGUUCUGGCUUGCAAACCCUACCCUGUCAAGGUUUCCAUUUAGAGAACUCUGCCAGGGGUCUCCUGGGGAGGCCAGAAGUGUCUGUGCUGACAAGAUGACUUAGAUUGCACAUGCUGAGACUGGCGUGUCUGGGGUCUUGAAGGCUGGCCGGAGAAGACAGCAGGACAGUGUCCUAUCUUAAUCCCACAGAGUUGCCGAGGGACAGGUGGAGUGAGGAACAGCCUGUGAAAGGUGGCCGUGAAAUCAUAAAUCUACUUGUCUCAAGUUGAGUUUUUGGAUAAAUAAAUGCAAAAGAUCAACCACGCUCAGGA